Coccidioides posadasii C735 delta SOWgp is the source of this 741-nucleotide messenger RNA. It is a transcript of the gene RPS21, whose product is annotated as 40S ribosomal protein eS21. Gene Ontology annotation, cellular component: cytosolic small ribosomal subunit; ribosome. Gene Ontology annotation, molecular function: structural constituent of ribosome. The record is from RefSeq and is a predicted model, not a curated record. Gene Ontology annotation, biological process: endonucleolytic cleavage in ITS1 to separate SSU-rRNA from 5.8S rRNA and LSU-rRNA from tricistronic rRNA transcript (SSU-rRNA, 5.8S rRNA, LSU-rRNA); translation; endonucleolytic cleavage to generate mature 3'-end of SSU-rRNA from (SSU-rRNA, 5.8S rRNA, LSU-rRNA). NCBI's taxonomy places the organism in Eukaryota, Fungi, Ascomycota, Eurotiomycetes, Onygenales, Onygenaceae.
GCGGAACAAUCACCUUGCGAUUCGACCCCCCACGAGCAAAACCUCAACUCUUCCUCGCACCCGUCACCACUACCGACUCGCAGACUCAAGCAGAUCCGCCAAAAUGGAGAACGAGAAGGGAGAAAUCGUCGAUCUCUACGUCCCCCGCAAAUGCAGCGCUACCAACCGCAUCAUUAAGGCCAAGGACCACGCCUCCGUGCAGAUCAGCGUCGGAAAGGUCGACGAGAACGGCCGUUACACCGGCGAGAACCAAGUGUAUGCUCUCUGCGGAUUCGUGCGAGCCAGAGGAGAGGGCGAUGACAGCCUUAACCGUCUUGCUCAACGGGACGGUUUCUUGAAGAACGUGUGGAGCGCAAGUGCCCAGCGAUAAACGUGUUGUUGCGCUGGAAAUAUGAAAAUUCGGGAAUGGGUUUUUGGGGUUACUUCGUGAAUAUUUCUACGGGUCGAAAGAGAUCUGGGUUCGCUGGAGUUUUACGAUAAUCGUUCUGUUCUAGCUUGUACCCGCUCCGGGGUUUCCCACACGACGAACAUGAAUUAAAAAGGCAUCACAUAAACCCGUUUCCCAAAAUGCUUUCGCUUUUCCCUUUUCUCCCUGGUCGUCAGGUUUCCAUCAAUCAUCAAUAUUGCCUUGUCGCUGCUAGCUAGACCCCGUUGCAUGUCCCUAUUAAACGGAUAUGUUUCGUUAUCCCACGUUAUCCACGAAGAACAUAAUUCAAAUCAACCUUUCCCGUGCCUCUCUUG